Molecule: messenger RNA, 1613 nt
Organism: Dryobates pubescens (Downy woodpecker)
Lineage: Eukaryota; Metazoa; Chordata; Aves; Piciformes; Picidae
Gene: DTWD1
Product: DTW domain containing 1
Exons: 5
Coding region: 77-994 (305 amino acids)
Biological process (GO): tRNA modification
Cellular component (GO): nucleus
Molecular function (GO): tRNA-uridine aminocarboxypropyltransferase activity
Source: RefSeq, a predicted model, not a curated record
GGGCCGGUGAAGGCCACAGAAGAGCCAGGCCGCCCUCUGGUCCGUGGUGGGGCUGGGGCCGCGGGAGCGGCUAACCAUGUCUUUAAAUUCAUCUACACUUUUAAAUGAAGAAAAUUCUGGAGGACCAAAAGGAAAUACCGAGUGUUUGGGAAGUCUAGAACUGCAGACUCCAUCAUCAUUUCAAGACAGCCCACUUCAACAAUUACAGCUAGCAUCACAGGAAGUACUUGAAAAGGCAAAAAAGAGUGGGAGGUCAAAAUGCCCUCGAUGCAGUAGUUCAAGGAUGUUUUAUUGUUAUACAUGCUUUGUUCCUGUCGAAACUGUCCCUACUAAAGAAAUUCCGACUGUGAAGUUGCCUUUGAAGAUUGACAUUAUUAAACACCCAAAUGAAACAGAUGGCAAAAGCACUGCUGUGCAUGCUAAGCUACUGGCACCUGAUGAUGUUACAAUAUAUAAAUACCCUUGCAUUCCAGAAUAUAAAGAAAGAAGACAUGAAAUAGCACUUGUAUUUCCUGGCCCCAAUUCAGUUUCAGUAAAAGAUAUUGCUUUCCAUCUUCAAAAGUACAUUAAGAAAAAUGUGUCUGAUAAUGACGAUGACUGUUCCAGAGAGCCAUUUCUUAAGCAAGCGAAAAUAGAACCUGAAGAGGAGAAAAAUGAAUGCAUCUCAAGCAACAAGAGUGAAGGCACUAUACUGAAGAAAAUAAUAUUUAUUGACAGUACCUGGAAUCAAACUAAUAAAAUAAUAACUGAUGAGCGACUCCAAGGCUUGCUGCAAAUUGAGUUGAAGACAAGGAAAACUUGCUUUUGGCGUCAUCAGAAGGGAAAGCCAGAUACAUACCUUUCCACAAUAGAAGCAAUUUAUUAUUUCCUUGUGGACUAUCAUCAGGAGAUUUUGAAAGAGAACUACAAAGGACAAUAUGAUAAUCUGCUUUUUUUCUUUUCAUUUAUGUACACAUUGAUUAAAAAUGCCAAGGGCUGUGCAGGGAAAGAGUAAGCUGUCUGUCUAUAGGUAAGUAACACUACUUUUCAUUUUGUUUCUUUUGUAGAGAUAAACUUCACAAACACACUAACUGAAAUCUGCAAAUAGAUGGUACUUAAUAAUGGCUAGCGUGUUUGUCCAGAAGCAAGCUGCAAACCUCGUGUCCUGUACAGCUGAAGAUGAGGAACUACUCAAGAUGAGCAGUCUGAUUAGAAUUACUGGUUUGAAAACAGUUCUUCUGUGCUAAAUACUGGUGUGUUUGCACCUGCAGAGCUUACAAUGCCCAUCACAGUGAGAGCAUUUCCUGAGGAGGAUAGACAGGAGGACAUGGCCCCUCUUGGCAUAAGGAGUGAUCUUUCUAAGUGUAAAAAGGAAUUAACAUAUUAGCUUAUUAUUAUUAUUAUUAACUGUUUCAGGUGUUUACUUUGUGUUUUACCCAACAAUAAUGAUUUCACUUUCAUAAUAUCUGGAGCUUACAGAAAUUAUUAAGAUGGUGUUUAAGGGGGAAGGGGGCAAUACAAAAUGAAAGGCUACAUUAAGUGAAUAAAAUAUAAAUUAUGUACAUUCAAGAUAAAUUUUAGGCUUCAAACAUUUAGUGUAUUAUUAUAUCAUAACAAAUGCCAAUAUGUCAUAA